Molecule: messenger RNA, 2590 nt
Organism: Exaiptasia diaphana
Lineage: Eukaryota; Metazoa; Cnidaria; Anthozoa; Actiniaria; Aiptasiidae
Product: MAM and LDL-receptor class A domain-containing protein 1
Cellular component (GO): membrane
Source: RefSeq, a predicted model, not a curated record
GAAAACAAAUCUGUUGAAUAUUGGAAUUCGCAGUGGGUAAACAAUCCAGAAAGUUUUGCUAAUUUAACUUUAAAUAGGUCGGUAAUUAUAAGAGACUGCUGUGCAAAGAACGGCAAAUGACAUACCUUUAAUUCUUGAAAGGCUUUAAAAUUGCAAACUGUUUGUUGCUCGAGGCAUUUUGAUCUGUAAAGUUCCAAUACAACACAACACAGGGACCUCUAGCUGAUUGUAAAGAUGCUAGCAAAAGUCUUUACAACAAUUUUCUCAAGUCUCUUCAUUGUUGGGACAGUACAAACAUUGUCACUUAAAGAGGAACUGAAAAAAUAUAAAUUCGGGCAAAAUGGGAAUUGUACUUUUGAUAAUGGAUUUUGCAACUGGCAAAACGCCCAUUCUGGUGACACGUUUGAUUGGCUAAGAAAUAMAGRUGGAACACAAAGCUCCGGAACUGGUCCUUCCAAGGACGUUAGUGGAAAAGGACAUUACGUGUAUAUAGAAACCUCCCAUCCUCGUAAAAAAGGGGAAGAAGCGAGUCUUCACGUGGGACCACUUAUUGGAGUACUUUGUAUGAAAUUCUCAUACCAUAUGUACGGUAGAGACACCGGGGAUUUGCAAAUAUAUAUGAAAGAAAGAGAUCAAUCCAAGCAGYUAUUUUUGUGGGGUAAAUACGGUGAACAGGGUCGAGAGUGGAAGAAGUCUAACGUUACUGUAUAUGGACUUGCUUAUGACAUUAUCGUUGUGGCGCGAGCUGGUGGAGGGUAUAGAGGUGACAUUGCAUUUGAUGAAGUGACAUUUGUACCAGGAACUUGUUAUGAUCACGAGAACGAAGAGGAGUUACUGCUAAGAAGRAUUGCUGGUGAAAACAACUCAACAGCGGAGAUAAAAGGGAGUUGUGAUUUUGACAAAGAUUUCUGCGGAUGGUCACAAGAUAUACUCGGCGAUAAUUUUGACUGGACCACUGGUACUGAUGGAACUCCCACAUCUGGAACAGGUCCUAGAAACGAUCAUGGAGGAAAACGAGGGGGUAAAUUUCUGUAUAUUGAAGCCUCGUCUCCACGUAAAGCUAUGGACAAAGCACGACUGAUAAGUCCACAAUUGUGUGGUCAAGUUUGUAUUAGGUUUUAUUACCACAUGUUUGGUUCUACUAUGGGCAUGCUAAGCGUCCAAAGGAACGACGGCAUCAAUAAAAACUACGAUCGUCUUUGGUACAAACGAGGUGAUCAGGGGAAUGUAUGGCACAGGGCUAUAGUGGAGGUGAACUCAGAYCAGGAUUGUUAUCAGGUGAUAGUUGAAGCAUCAGUUGGCCAGUCCUACUACAGUGAUAUGGCUAUUGAUGACAUCUAUGUUCAAAAGGGAAGCUGUUGUAACAUGAAAAGUGAGCUCAACAAUUUGGACAAAAGUGGAAACUGUAAUUUUGAAAAAGGUUUUUGYGGUUGGCAAAACUUAAAAACAAUUGAUGAUUUCGAUUGGACUCUUGGUAAAGGGCCAACUCCAAGUGAAUCAACUGGACCGAAGAGCGGUUUCUUAAAAGGUGGUUAUGCAUUUAUCGAGGCUUCCGAGCCAAGAAUAAUAUACGACACAGCUAUCAUGACCAGUGGUGUACUCUUGGGAUCUAUGUGCAUGCGAUUUCGCUACCAUAUGUAUGGCGAAGAGGUUGGAUCGUUGACUGUAUAUAGGAAUGGCGAUGGAGUUAUGCAGCAGUUGCUAUGGMGACAAGAUGGUAAYCAAGGGGACAUUUGGCACGAAGCUGAAUUUCUUAUAGACUGCAACGUGACAGCUUACAAGGUUGAGAUAGAGGCAACUGUUGGAGGUUGGCGAGGGGAUAUUGCGGUAGAUGAGAUCGAAUUUACUCCUGGAGUAUGUCCACCCAAACCAGUUAUCAUCAUCGACUACAAUAACACAGUAGUGGUAACGCAGCCACCACCAAUAGUUAAUGAGUUUGAUGGUUUCUGUAAUUUUGGUAAUAGUUUCUGUUCAUGGAAAAACGACUUGGAGGAAGAUUUUUUUGAUUGGAAAAGGCAGUCGGGAAGCACUCCAUCAGAAAGCACGGGACCAAAUCAGGAUUAUUCCGGAGAGGGCUAUUUCAUAUAUAUCGAGUCUUCCAGCCGAAAAGAAGGUCAGUUUGCAAGACUAGUGAGUGGCUCUCUACAAGACACAYAUUGCCUCACCUUCCAAUAUCACAUGUAUGGUAGUGGGAUUGGAGAGCUUAGAGUAGAAACUAAAGAUAGCGAAAACGGAUAUUUAUGGAACACAACAUGGUCCAUUUCGGGUAAUCAAGGAGCAUUCUGGAAACCAGCCUUAGUAACAGUAGAAGGUUAUGACUACGUUAUUGGAAUCAGCGCAGUUCGUGGUAAUUCAUUCGAAGGGGACAUUGCUAUCGACAGCAUAAAUCUUGUGAAAGGAUCAUGUGAUAGUAACGGAAGCAGUUUUGCUGUUGAAGCUGUUAUAAAAUUCAAUCUUGAUAACUGUGAUUUUAACGGCAAUACUAAAUGUCAAUGGAAGGAUGACGAUGCCUCAAAUUUUAAGUGGACGCUGAGAAAAGGCUCAACCCCGUCUACUAACACGGGACCAUCGAAAGACGUCGGAGGCAAAG